Molecule: messenger RNA, 7604 nt
Organism: Cottoperca gobio
Lineage: Eukaryota; Metazoa; Chordata; Actinopteri; Perciformes; Bovichtidae
Exons: 7
Coding region: 316-4740 (1474 amino acids)
Biological process (GO): negative regulation of DNA-templated transcription
Source: RefSeq, a predicted model, not a curated record
AGGUCCUACAUCCUGGUACUUUUCAGCGUUGUCAAGGCAGCCUCAGAGCACGGUUGGCUGGCGGAAAGUAGCUGCAGUGUCCUGGCAACAUAUCUGUCCAAAAACGUUCACAAAAACUGUCCCGGAAAGUUAAGUGUAACUAAAAGGUCACCUGCAUAUAUCGAUGUGAUGCCUGAGAUAUUUGGCAGCUGCUCAGCCGAGCAAAACACCAAGUGCAGCGUCAUAUAGGAGGACACCAUGUACGUUAAUGUCAGUGAGGCCUGAGGGGAUGAAUUGAAUCAACGUGACGAGGGAAGAGCCAAUCAGUACUGUUGGAUGAGAACUGGAUGGCUGUCCAAGAUUGCGAUGCCAACUGCAAAAGAUAAAGGUGGUCCAAUGUCCCACCGCUACCGACCUGCCUCAGAAUAUGAUGAUGCCACCCUCACCCAAAAGAGACAAUAUUGGAGAACCAAGAAACGAGAGCAGAGGGCCAAACUGACAGAGUGCAGAAGAAAAUCAACACACCACAGUCAAGGGGGAAAGCCCCUACAUCUGCAUGCCCCUGCAGUGAUGAAUUCCACUUUAUCGAGCUCUUAUGCUGCUUUCUCUUCUCCUUUGCAGAGUAAUGAUGACUCAAACAAAACAGUUGAUGUCUCUUCUGCACCAAAUGGUGGAAAUGGAGUGGGGAACAGCUCAGUUGAGGCCACUGACAACCAAAAGGAGAAGUGGCUCCAUACAAUGGAACUCAACAAGGUCUUGCCUCAAUUGCCAGCAUCAUGUUCCACGUCAGCAAAAGCUGAUAGGCACAACACAGCAACAGAGAAAUGCCUAACAGCAAGGGGUCCUGUGAGCAGAGCCGUUACCUCACACACUGGAACCCAGCUGAACAACCAUUCCUCAGUGCCUCCAGUCAGGGUAAUCAGAACUACCAAUGGCAGCUGCGCUAAAACAACUCCUCAGCCAUGUGUGUCUAUGCAGGGCGCAUCAGUCCCCAAAGUGCAGCAUAAGGCACAACUUGCAUUACGCAUUCAGCCCAAACUCUUACCCACCAACGUGACAACAGGUCACACUUCUCCAUGUGUCCCAGUUUCUAUUAAAACAGAGGGUAAAACAUUGAACAUAACACCUCAAAGUGGAACGAAGAGUGCCUUGGUCACCAUGCAUAGGGCUAAAGGUGUUACCAACUCACAGUCUUCCCUGGAGCCGGAGGAGGAGAGAGCAGCCAAGCGCAGAGAGCAAUGGCGGAUCAAGAAGCGAGAGCAGAGGGCAAAGAUGGCAGCUCAGACAGCUAUAGCUAGAGAAAGGACGCAGAGCGCUGAGAUGACGUUACAGAGGCAAACGGCACAAAAAACGGGACUCGUGGGCAGCACAAUUCUUCAGCAUCUUCCAUCUCAGUCGUUUUUGAGAGCAGCUGGCCAGAAGCAGUGUCAUUCUCGGGUCAGAACUUCAUUUACAUCUGUCAAAAGGGAAAAUUAUAAGCCGCAAAGUGGAGCAGCAAGAUUAGCUACAAUACAAGCAGGUAGAAUAAAAGUACAAAAUCCACAUGAGAAUAGGACAGCACAGACAGCCAUCACAUGUGAUGUUAUUUCUGUGAGAAAGCCAGGGGAGUCAAAGAGAAAGCUUCCAAGUUAUGUACAUCUUUCUCAUGUUUCCCGAGGGAUCUCACGAUGUAAAACACCUAGACAGAGGUUCAUCGAAGCCCAGAAGAAUUUCAUGAUUCAAAGAAACAUAAGAUGUAAAUCCCCGUUUCUGGCUUCGGUCUUUGGAAUCAGAAAUCUCCCCCAAAUCAACCCUAACGACACACCUGAGCAGAUAAUAGCCAAGCGACGACAGUACUGGCGGCUAAAGAAGCGCGAACAGCGAGCUAAGCUGUCAAUGGAAGUGAAGGUUCGUUUGAAGGAGAAGGACUCUCUGAUGCGUCGAGUGAAACGUUACCAGAACAUCCUAGAGGAGAUGAGGAGGGCCAGAGUAAUGGCCCAAUUGGCUGGAAGCACCCUUACCCAUGCCUCUGAGACCAUUGGAGGGUUCAUCAAAGAGGACGGGACAGUGACCAUUAACAUUCCCCAGGUUCCUAUGGACCACAACACAGCAGCACCCAAAAGUGAAGAAGAUGGUCAUGCAGUUUGUAAUGAUAUCACAAAACCUCAGCAUCAACCUAAUACUAAACGGAGAGGUAUUACACCCAUCCGUGUAAACCAGUUCCCCCCUCUACUUCGCCCAGCUCAGGUGAAAGUCUCUUUUCCUCUUGCCGGACAGUCGGUCAACAAGCCUCCAAGACUACUGUCAAUCAGACCAAGAACUCAAUUUGAAAGCACAGCUGUUCCUAAUUCACACAAGUUAGCAAUCCAAACUGUUAGUCAGCUCACACUCACUCAUCCUGAAACCCCUCAAAUUUCUGUUUCUGGAGUAUCGACAGCAAGGACCGACCUCGGUGGCUGUGUCAUGAAAAUGACCGUUUCAAAUAGUGCGCUUUCACUAUCGGCGCUCUCUCUGGAUCCAGGGUUGACGGAGGAGGAGAGGAUGGCAAAAAAGAGGGAGUACUGGAGGUUAAAAAAACGAGAGCAGCGGGCAGCUCGUGCUGCUCGGUUGAAGCAGGGUGUCUUACAUGCGAGGGCCAAUGCGACCUUACAGCGGAGGAAGGCCCAGAAGCAAGUAGCUCUAAACACUGGACCACUAGGCAGAAGUCUUAUUAAGUAUACAGGAAAUGCACAAUCUCUCCCCAACAACAGUGCGCCUGUUACGCCACAUGCAAAUGAGAUAAAACAAGAGAGUGAGUCUGUGCCAGCAGUUGACCUAAAUUCUCAACCAGAACAAGCCAUCUGUCCAGAUAUCAACCCCCCAACCUCCCCAUCACCACCUACAGCGCCUCAGCCAGAGCCUGACCUAGCUCUGAAUGCAGACAGCCAAGCUACUACUCUGUUAGCUGUGGCCUCCAUGAAGAAACUCCUGGAAGAAUCACUUAGCACAGUGACACACAUUAAAAUAGAGUCAACAGCAGAGACGUCAGAGCAAGAGAUGAAGGCAAAUUUACCUCAGAAUGAGGUGGCUCCUAUUGCUGCUGACUUGAAAUUGGAGAUAAAAAGCUGCCAGCCAGAUACCGAUGCCUUGGUACAAGCGAGUUCUCCAAGCCCUCAUCUCAAAGACUCAUCACAAAGUAGCGAGACACUUCCACCUCUUCCAACCUCCAAUGAGGUAGUCCUGCAUCCCACCUGUGAGCACUCAUCCCAAACGCCUUCAAACUUCAUUGUAAACCCCUCCAUGGAAGCCUCUGAUGGCCCAUCUUCACCACAAAGAACACCAAGGCUUCACACCAAAAAAGGAGACCACGAAAGCUGCUGUUCCUCAGAACCGCCAAAGCUACAUCAUCUACCCAUGGAUCAACUACAACCACAGCAACAACACUGUGAACAACUUUGUCAGGCACAAGAACAAUGCCAAAACCCGCCAUCAGCACCAGGAUAUUUUAGCGUGGUGACCGAGUACAGCGGUAUGAUGAGCCUGCAGAGGAAGAGGGAGUACUGGAAGCUGAUGAAGAGGCAGCAAAGGGCCAGGUUAAGGGCCAGGACAAAAGAAAGACAGGGAGAAUGCAGCAGUCGGCUUAAAAACAUACAGGCUCCAGGUCAAGUUAUUAUUAACACUGUUAAGGGUGUAAAUACUCCAGCAAAACGAGCCCUCCAGCCCAAGCCAUCCAUUGCUUCUCUGACUGCAGUGACCAGUAUCCCCACUGUCCUGGUCGUUAGCCCUACAACAUGUGAUGCCGAACAUUCGCCGGACAUAAUCCAGGUCAAAUUACCCGUCACUAGUAUCUCCUGUUCGCCCAGAAGUGACCACACGAAUGUUGGGCCUUCACUGAUCGUGUCCAACCAUCAAGGAUCUCACAAGAAUCAGCAACAAGCCAUGCCAGUUUCAAAAAAGUGGAUGUCUAGAAGUACGGGUGUAGACUCGGUCCCCUCCCUCCCUACUCUGAAGCCCCCAGACAACCCACUGUCCAGCAUCAACUUGCAUCCUAUUGAACCCCCUCAAACUCCAAAUACCACCCUCAGUCCAAUAAAAAUCCCUUGCGCUCAACUUCCGAGCUCCACACAUAUGAUACAAACUUCCACCAAGCUGGCACCGGCAAGCACCAUGGCUCCACCAAAGCCCAUCCCAGGGGAGUCUCAGGAGGACUUUCUGAGGAGGAAGCGGGAGUACUGGAGGAUAAAAAAGAAGGAGCAGAGAGCCAGGAAGGCCAUUCAGGACAAGGGAAUCACCCCAAGGAGAGCCUCCAACCACUUGAGGCCCAUCCUGCCUGCCGAGGACCUUCAAACGCAGGAUUCUGGUCAGUGGGUGAGCUCCUCUGAGGAGUCAGAACAUCUAAUGAGCACUUCAGAGGACACAGACCUGGGAUGCUUUCAAUUCUCGAGUUACACAGCACCAGUAGAAGAUGAGUCCGAACUUCUGUCCGUUGACUAUGGGAACAACAACGACGACGAGGAAGAUCCCGUCUCAGACGGCGUGUGGAGGAGCCGCUACCUCAUGGACUACGAUCCGCUCAACCAGCUGCUGGUGUGCAUGGUGUGCGGGGAGUUACAGUACUCCCACAGCCUGGAGGGAGUGGUAGCACACAUCGACGAGGCCCACCCGGACACCCUGACCCUGGAUCCCGGGGAGCAACGGAAAAUACUGGAGGCCUGGGACGAGCAAGUGUCCCAGCGGGAACGCUUCUUCACCAGCCAGCUCCAGCAGCACAGCGGGGCCUUGGCAGAAGCACACAGGAACUGAAGAGCAGAGGAUAUGCCUGCAGGACACAACUGAAUUCCACGGACCAGGAGAGAAAACCCACACUUUGUUUUAUUAUGUACUGUAAUUCAAUUGGUUUAACUUCAUAGAGAGUCACCUUGAAAGAGAAUGCUGUGUAGGGAACAUUCACCCCCAAAAAGCAGCGUUACCUCAUUUCCUACCAGGUUUGUAAUGUGGGAACUGGGAUUUAGUGUUAAUAUUUAAAGGAGAAGUUCAACAUUCUGGAAAAAACUAAAAGCAUCCUUGACCUGUCUCUGUAAUCAACACAUAGAUAAAACCUAUAUCGAUAUAAUUGUCUUAUUCUUUGCAUAUAUUCUUUUAAGUUUGCCCGUUUUUAAACCUUAUCAACUUUAAACAUUCAGUGUUUUCAACGGACUUUAAUUCCCAUCUGAUAGAAACUCUUGAAACAGCAUUUAGACCAUCAAAGGAGAAUAAAACCCUUCCUUUAAACAGACUUUUUGCUGAACAGCAUCCACUGUGGCCAUUAGAGGAUAAUAGCAAUUUCCCCUCAUUUCCCAGGAUUCUCUUGAGCCAGUUGUUUUAAAGACAUCAUUAGGUGACCUGACUGAGAGCUAGUAGAAUGGGACCACAAGCAGGAAACAAUUAAGUAAUUGCGAAGUACUCUGUGUCAACCUCUCUUUUACUUUUAACAAUAAAACCAUUAUAAUAUGUAUUGGUGACAUGCUAAAACCUAACCCUACUUGUGACCUCAGCCCCCCGGAUGUCACUCUGUGAACUCUAUGGGAAAAAGCAUACAGGUUAUUUUUCUUAACCUAUUAUUCAGCAGUAAGUUGUAUCCAUAAGGGCAUUUUUUGAUCCCACCAAAAUGAUAAUUUCUCUGCUGCAGAACUAAUUAUUGCAUCUUAAAUUUUUUGCAUAUUUGCCAUUCCUUUUCUUCUCUUUGUUUGUUAUUACAGUAGGAUGAAGCAGUGGCCAGUGCAGUUUGUUAUUUUAAAUAUUUUUUGCUGUGGUCAAAAAAAAAAAUCUGUGUGAGAUCAUGUAAAAACUACCUGCUGCUGAAAAAACAGGUCAAAAGUAAUGUUUCGAUUUUCCCAUAAGGGGGCAACUCCACUGGUUGCCAAAAGAAGUCCGAUUGUAUUAAAGCCUAUGAGAAAAUGACCCUUACUUCUCACUUGAUUUAUUACCUCAGUAACAUUUCCUUUUGAGUUUAUGGUCUCAAUCGCUACUUUCAAGUCUUUUUUCAAUACAGCAUGAUGUUCUCUUUGUAAAUUAUAGUCUAACUUAGAGUAAAAUAGACGAUGAAUUAAUGCUUUAGGGCGUGGCUACGUUAUGAUUGACAAGGGGCUACCACAAUGUUCUUUUCAUCUUAGAACUUUAAACCUUUCACAUUGUCUUUUCAGUCAUGAAAGUUAAUUGUAACAAUUUGGUCGCCAAAAGUCUCGUUCAGCGUUUGGUUGUAAUUUGCUCCAAGAUGGCAACAGCCAAAAAAAACAAGAUGGCGACGGCCAAAAUGCCAAACUAGAGGCAUCAAAAGUCCACAAACCAAUAGGUGUCGUCACGGUGACUACCGCUUCUUUUCGAAUCAUUGGCUAAAUCGGUGUAUAAGUAGAGAAGGGUUUUAAAGUUAGCAAAAUGACUGAUUUAUGUCUGUUACACAGGAAUAUCUAUCUAAAGUUUGCUAACCAUUAGCCACCAUAAAAGGCUACAGGUCAUACCAGACCAAGUAAGAUCAGCAAAACGUGUGCGUGUACUGAAUUAAGCAAGAGUGGGAGGUGUCGUUUAUAAGUUCAGCUUUCAUUUUCCAAGAGGAGGAUUGUAUUAUUUCUUCUUUGAAAAAUGACAAUCUCAUUGUAUAGCAGAUAAAAGGUUAUUAACUUCCGGAGCCAGAGACACCCACCUUACCUUAUUCAGUAAUAGGCACAUAUAACUUCCUUUCCAAUGAAGCAUUAAUGUACAUCAGACAUUGUUGAACGUUAAGAAAUAAAAUGGAUUAAAAUAUCAUGUGUACAUUUAGUUUUAACACGCGCCGGGAUCAGCCAGCUAUACAAAAAGAAACUGAGUUCCUCUUAAUAUUCAGCAAAAUAGUUCAACAUUUAUACGUUUGGUCCAGCUAUCAGUUUUGUAUAAAGUUUUUUCUGCUUUACUGGCAGGCUUGCUUUCAGGUCCGAGACUGUUCUAGACUUGAUAGUGAUUGGAUUGUUGCAUGGGUGUCUGGAACUGUUCCACAUGACUUUGUAUGCGAUACUGCACCAUGCUGUUCUUCAAACCCUGAACCUUACAUACCAUAUGUUCCUCGAUGACAACCUUUUUUUAAAUAUAACUUUCUCAACCUCCCGCUUCACCAUUGUGAUGUAAAAACAUCUAACCGACCUUCUGCACUGUAAAUACAGAAAAUAACUAAAGUGGUUAUGAGAUGCCAAUUAUUAUUCUUUCUUUUGACUGUGCUGUUUCGCAAUUGUUUGAGCAGUUUUAUUCCUUAUUUAUUGAAGCUCCUCUUAUAUAAUGAGUAUUGAUGAUGCAUUAUUCAUAUCCGUAGGGAGUUCCAUGUUAGAGAAGUUUGUGAGUGUUGAGGACCCAAAGGCUUUCCUGCAUGACUAGUAAAACGAUGGACAGUUGUAUAUGAACUCUGGAAUGCAUUCCCACGUUUUUGUAUGAUUUUCAUUGAGUAAAAUGGUGAAAUGAUGUUCAGCUCGAGCACAAAGCCGUAUAGGUCGGUCAUGCUUGGAGAAAGACUGCCUGCACAGCUGCGACAGUGUAAAUAGCUGGAAGCGACCAAGCUACUUUACCUUCUGAGAAUGUAAUUCUGACUUGAUGACUUGUUUACCAGUUCAAAGGGAAUGUUUAAAUGCCUUUUCAGUAAUAAACCUUUUCUACCUUUGGGCUUA